Cydia pomonella (codling moth) is the source of this 2893-nucleotide messenger RNA. Its product is annotated as myogenesis-regulating glycosidase-like. The record is from RefSeq and is a predicted model, not a curated record. The transcript has 10 exons. Lineage: Eukaryota; Metazoa; Arthropoda; Insecta; Lepidoptera; Tortricidae. Gene Ontology annotation, biological process: carbohydrate metabolic process. The coding region runs from base 88 to 1992 and encodes 634 amino acids. Gene Ontology annotation, molecular function: hydrolase activity, hydrolyzing O-glycosyl compounds.
AUAAUGAUAUGCGUCACGUAAAUAAUAGUUCAUAGAGCCUGAACGGCCAGUGAAGUGCUGGAAGGUGGAGGACAAGGACCCUUCAGGAUGGCCGCCAUUUUGUGCUUGAUGCUAGCGAUGGCGGCGACUACGCAGGCAGUGGACAUCAACAUACUGACCACGCCGACGCUGCAGGCGCGGCUCGAAAACAACCCUUAUGGAGGACUCAACCUGUUACUUAAACGAAAGGGACUAUCUGAAGUGGUAGCAGUAAUCGGGCGGCGCACCGGCGCGAUCAAAGACGUGGUCCAAGACGGCGACGUUGUGAUCCAGUUCGCCAACGACACGUCCAUGCGGGUGUCGGUGGAGGCGGCGGGGGGAGGCCAGAUACUUACUAUUAGUUGGGAGGCACCUAAGGGCAUGAGGUUGGAGGACUGCGUUAAUUUAGGCUCCCGACACUGGUACGGCGGUCCUCAGCAGAAGCGACAGUACUGGCCGAUAGAGCGCCUGACCCUCGUUGACUACUCCUACGUCACCAAGGAAGCCGACAACUGCGGCAUCGCCGAGCCCUACUGGCUUAACUCCGAAGGCAUCUUCUACUACUUAGACAAGAAAGUCCCUUUAUUCGUCGACCAAAAUGACUUGGAGAAAAACGCAGCGUGUUUCGUAGCUCAAGUCAAACCUCCCUAUUCGAGUAAGCGAGAGAGAAAUGAGCUAGUAUAUGCCGUAGGCAUCUUUGAUGAUGUCAGAAAGGCACAUGAAUACGCGGUGGGUAAAUAUCUUGGUAAGCCAAGCGGCGUACCUGAUCCAUUGAUGAUUAAGUAUCCAAUUUGGUCAACAUGGGCAAGGUAUAAAACUAACGUUGACCAUGAAACAGUUCUAAAAUUCGCAGAUGAGAUCAACAGCUAUGGAUUCCCUAAUAGCCAGUUGGAAAUUGAUGAUCUUUGGGAAACCUGCUACGGAUCCCAGACAGUGGAUGUAGAUAGAUUUCCGGAUAUGAAGAACACAGUGCAAAUGCUGAAAGCGAAGGGAUUCAGGGUGACGGUUUGGACACAUCCGUUCAUCAAUAAGGGAUGCGAGCCGUGGUAUACGGAAGCGCUUAACAAAGGCUACCUGGUCUUCUCGGAGUACGGCUCCGUGGAGACGAGCUGGUGGAACGACAAUGAGACGACAACGGCCUACAUCGACUUCACGAAGCCGGAGGCGAGGAACUGGCACAUUGGGAGACUGAAGAACCUUCAGAACGCAUAUGGCUUCGACAGCUAUAAGUUUGACGGGGGGGAGUCGGAUUGGUCGCCGCAGAUUCCGGUACUUAAAGGCGACAUCCGCGACCAGCCUGGAGUGAUCACCGCCGAUUAUGUUCGAGCCGCCGCCACGUUCGGGCCCAUCACCGAAGUCCGAGCUGGCUACAGGACGCAAGACCUCCCGAUCUUCGUGCGCAUGAUCGACAAGGACACGUACUGGACGUUCGAGAACGGUCUCCCAACUCUAAUUACAACGCUGCUUCAGAUGAACAUCAACGGGUAUCCGCUCGUGUUACCUGAUAUGAUUGGAGGGAAUGGGUAUAACGAGGCUCCGACCAAAGAGCUAUUCAUCCGAUGGCUUCAAGCCAACACUUUCAUGCCCAGCAUGCAGUUCUCAUACGUGCCGUGGGACUUUGACAAUGAGACGAUCGCAAUAAGCAAGAAGUUCGUACAGCUCCACGCCAAGUACGCCGAUCAGAUUGUAGCCGCGUGCGCGCGCGCCGCGCAAACCGGCGCGCCCGUCAACCCGCCCAUUUGGUGGAUCGACCCUACUGACACCACUGCGCAUGACAUUUGGGACGAAUACCUCCUCGGCGAGAGCAUCCUGGUGGCGCCCGUGGUGGAGCGCGGCGCGCGCGCGCGCGACGUGUACCUGCCGGCCGGCGCGUGGCGCGCGCAGGGCGCGCCCGGCGCGACGCUGCGGGGCGGCGACUGGAUACGCAACUACCCGGCGCCGUUGGAUACCCUACCCUACUUUGUUAGAGAGUAAUAUUAUGUUAGUGUGAUUGUAGGGUGGCUAAAACAUGACUCAAUGAUAAUAUACUUCUAAUUUUCUAAGUUUAUCAACAUUUCACACUCUUCUCGCCCCACGGAAGAGUAAUAUUAUCUAAAGUGCUUUUUUUAACACGCUUUUAUUAGGUCGAUCUGUAUGUAACUAUGUAAUGGAAUCUAAGGUCCAUUUAACCACCUUCCAAGGAUCGUAGCGUCAUGAAAAUUGGCAGCUGUAUGUAGUUCUGAUGACAAUACAAUAAUAUGGUACUGUCGAACUGAUCCGAUGAUGGAGCCGGAAGAUAUGAACUGGAACUUCAUGAUGGAACAUCGUAGGGCUGUGUUUGGAUUUGUUAGAAGUCUUGUGAACAUCGACCACGAUUAGGUUUCAAGGUCUGAUGAUGAAGCCGGAAGAUAGGCCCUGGCAUUCCAUGAUGGAAUAUCGUAUCAUAAUCGUGUUUGCACUUGUGAGAAAGGUCACGUAAUGGACUUUGAACACGAUCAGGUUUCACAUUUAAAAAAGCGUCUUUCUAGUGUUUUUUAAACUAUUAAUUAUUCUUACAUAAUAUCUGAAUAAAUCAUGUUAACAAAGGAGAUAAUAUAUAGGUAAAUUUUAUUUUUAAAAAUACUAUCGACACAUAAUCUACAGUAAAGUUAAUAUCAACUGAGCUUUUCGGCUUGGGCUAGUGCAGUGCAAAGUCCAACUAAUAUUAGUUCAACUAUUACCAACAUUUUAUUUAUUAAUUUUUAUACCUUAUAUUUAUUUUGGCUUUAUGUUGUAUUUAUCUCCUAUGAUAAGAACAGUUUGUCACACCAUAUAUGAUCAAAUUAUAAACACGAAUCGUUAGAGCUCUCUCAGGAAACCCGAUUCGAUAUUCCACUCUCGUUAACAAUUUUAGCCA